AUGUGCAGGUUUAACUUUCACACUCUCGCCUCCGCCUUUGUGGCCGCAAGCGCAACUUACCUGAUUUUCGCAUUACGCACUUUUGCCUACAACAUAGACACUUUGGCACCGGCUAUUGCAAAAGCAACCUCCAAUGCACCGUUAAGUGCGGCUGUUAUCACACAUUGGCAACAGCAACAGCACCCAGAAAAAAGAAAUGAUUCCGCUCUGCCGGGCAUGUCGAUCGGCGCUAUGGGCGAUCCACAAAUGAAUGCCACUAUGCUGACGGCGUUGAAUUCCAAUGUGGUUAUCACCUUUGGCCCUGACAGCGGAUACGUGUACGAAGACCGGCAAGGUCAUGUGGUGAAGCGCGAGAACAUCGAAUACGAUUUGUCUGGUAUGCGCGUGUACAAUGUGGGUGUGUUGAUGGCAUCACAUUUGGAUUCACCUUUUGAUUUGGAGCGUUGCGGGCCUGCCGUGGACUUGGCACUGGAUGUUAUUAAUAGGGAAUUUUUAGGGCCGCAUAAAAUUAAAUUGCGUAAAGUGCAAGCAAGUUACCCUUCAUGUUCUGGAGCAAAGGCACCUGGUUUGGCCGCUGAUAUGCAUUUUAAGGAUGAUGUCAUAGCUUUUAUUGGACCCGCCUGUGCAUUCGCAUUGGAGCCGGUUGCACGUUUGGCUGCCUAUUGGAAUUCGCCGAUUAUUACAGGAAUGGGUGACCAGCCACCUUCUGAUGAUGAAUUAACGGUUACAUCUGGUAUACUGGGUAAAAUUCACAAAUGGAAAAACGAAAGUACGGGCAUGUUUAAGGAUAAAAGCAAGUAUCCAACACUUACACGCAUGUCAUAUUGUCAGUGUCGUCUCAAAUUGGUUUUUGCGAGUAUAUUUCGUCAAUUCAAUUGGAAACAUGUGGCGUUGAUUAUUGACCGCUCGGAUCUUUUCUCGCUGACCGUUGGCAAGAAUCUGGAGUAUGGACUGCGGCAAGAAGGUUUGCUUAGUUUUGUACGUGAGCUGAAUGGUAAUGAGCAGGAACCAUAUGAGAACUAUUUGAAGGAUGCGAGCAUGUAUGCAAGAGUGGUAAUUUUAUCGUUGCGUGGCAUUUUAGUGCGCAAAUUUAUGCUCGCCGCUUAUACAUUGGGCAUGACGAACGGCGAUUGGGUAUUCCUGGAUGUGGAGAUAUUUCAGAGCUCCUAUUGGGGUGAUCACGACUGGGAAAUGGGUGAUGCACUUGAUAGCCAUGCACGCAAGGCAUAUGAAGCAUUACUGCGCGUUUCUCUGCUCCAACCAACAAAUCCACAAUAUCAAGGGUUUGCAGAUAAAGUGCGCGCAAUGGCUAAAACGUAUAAUUACACCUUCAGCGAAGGUGAAGAAGUAAAUUUUUUUAUUGGCGCUUUCUAUGAUGGCGUCUACUUGCUCGGCAUGGCCUUCAAUGAAACUCUUACCGAAGGGGGAAAUAUCCGUGAUGGCAUGGCUAUAACACGCCGCAUGUGGAAUCGCAAUUUCCAUGGCAUAACCGGUCAUGUGCGCAUAGACGACAAUGGUGACCGUGAUGCUGAUUACUCCAUUUCAGAUUUGGAUCCGAUAAAUGGAAAAUUUGAGGUGGUGGCACAUUAUUAUGGACUGCAUCGCGAGUAUUCUGCCGUCGAUGGCAAAAAAAUCCAUUGGCCUGGCGGACGUGAAGGUCCACCGCCAGACGUGCCACGCUGUGGGUUUUUAGGCAAUGCACCGGAGUGUCAUGGCAAUGAGUUGAUCAUCAUGUAUGGUACUUUUGCAUUCGCCAUUUUUAUUGGAUUUUCCUUCCUCGUGGUUUACCUGAUGUGCAAACAAAUGAAACUAAAUAAUGAACUAAACAAUAUGUCCUGGCGUGUGCGCCCAGAUGAGGUACUACUAGAGGUGGGACGACUUUAUGGCAGCAAAGUUGGCCUACAAAAACUCAAUGUUGAGAACUUUUCGCUCCAACAGUACGAUAUCCAUUCGGGUCGCGCCUCUAUAGCAAGCUGUGCAUCACUUCCGCUCACCCAGGUCUUCACCACAAUUGGCAUAUUUAAAGGGGAGCGCGUCGCCAUCAAGAAGAUACACCGCAAAAAGGUCGACAUCACACCAACGCUGUUGUGGGAAAUCAAACAGGCGCGUGAUGUUAGCCAUGAGAAUACAGUGCGCUUUGUGGGCGCUUGUAUAGAUUUGCCACGGCCAACUGUGCUAAUACUUACCGAAUACUGUCCGAAGGGUAGUUUAAAAGAUGUGCUAGAAAAUGAGGCAAUACAAUUGGAUUGGAAUUUUCGUAUGUCGCUCAUACACGACAUUGUUAAGGGCAUGGCUUAUCUGCAUAACAGCGAUGUCCAAGUGCAUGGUAAAUUGCGUUCCUGUAACUGUCUCAUAGACGGCAGAUUUGUAUUGAAGAUUUCAGAUUUUGGUUUGCGUUCACUAACAACACCCUCGGAGUUUGUAAAGGACCAGAAUUACUUUAACAAGUUCCUUUGGAUCGCACCGGAAUUACUACCGCUGACGGUGCUACCCGGCAAUCCAGCGACACAAAAAGGUGAUGUUUACUCAUUCGCAAUCAUAUUAGAGGAAAUUGUUGUACGCGGUGGACCUUAUGAAAUGGCACGCCAGUUUAUGGAUUUCCAAACUAUAUUGAAUCGAGUGGAGGCUCACGAAGUGCCACCAUUUCGACCAUUUGUUGGGCAACGCGAUUGUCCGCCCGAUGUUCUUGAUUUAAUGGAAAAAUGCUGGGCUGAUAAUCCAGAAGACAGACCAGCAUUUGCCACAAUAAGGUCUUCGGUGCGUUUAAUUAUGAAAGGUUUUUGUGAAAAUUUAAUGGAUGAUUUGCUGCGUCGUAUGGAACAGUAUGCCAACAACUUGGAGAGUUUAGUAGAGGAGAAGACCGAACAACUCAGCAUGGAAAAACGUCGCACGGAAGAGCUACUCUAUCAGGUUCUCCCAAGACCUGUAGCAACUCAGCUGCUAGCCGGUGAAAUGGUGCAGCCGGAGCAAUUUGAGUGUGUGACCAUAUAUUUCAGCGAUAUUGUGGGUUUUACAGCGUUAUGUGCAGAGAGCGGUCCCAUGGAAGUGGUUGCUUUCCUCAACGAUCUUUAUAGCACAUUCGAUCGUAUUAUAGGUUUCUACGAUGUGUAUAAGGUCGAAACAAUUGGCGAUGCUUACAUGGUAGUUUCUGGUCUCCCCGAACGUAAUGAUGAUCAUGCACGUGAAAUAGGUCUUAUGGCACUCGCCAUCUUGGAUGCUGUCAAAUCAUUUACCAUACGCCACAAACCGGAUUAUCAAUUAAAAAUAAGAAUUGGCGUACAUGCGGGUCCAGUUUGCGCAGGUGUGGUUGGUCAAAAAAUGCCACACUAUUGUCUUUUCGGUGAUACUGUGAAUACGGCAUCGCGCAUGGAGUCAGCAGGGUUACCUCUAAAAAUACACGUCUCCUCAGCAGCUAAGGCAAUUUUCGACAAAUUUGGCACUUUCCAAAUGGAGUUACGCGGUGAAGUGGAGUUAAAAGGAAAAGGCACAGUCACCACAUAUUGGCUUUUGGGUUGCACUGAACCAGAUCCACGACCCCCAACACCACAGAAGAACAACAAUGGUGAGGUACCAUUCCCCAUACUCUUUCCAACUAUUGGCAAAUAG
This is a messenger RNA of Anastrepha obliqua, 3606 nucleotides long. Its product is annotated as atrial natriuretic peptide receptor 1. Gene Ontology annotation, biological process: receptor guanylyl cyclase signaling pathway; intracellular signal transduction; protein phosphorylation. Gene Ontology annotation, cellular component: membrane. NCBI's taxonomy places the organism in Eukaryota, Metazoa, Arthropoda, Insecta, Diptera, Tephritidae. The record is from RefSeq and is a predicted model, not a curated record. The transcript has 16 exons. Bases 1 to 3606 code for a protein of 1201 amino acids. Gene Ontology annotation, molecular function: peptide receptor activity; guanylate cyclase activity; ATP binding.